UGUCUCCUCAUGUGUAAGACAGUGAGAUCUGACUCCAGGAAGGGGUGAGGACCACAUGAGCCACCAUGUGUGAUGGCCCACCAUGUGCUGGGUUUGGCCCUCGUGCUGAUUCUUGGGUUGGAAUGAAGGGUCCCUAGGGACUCUGAUCAAUCUUCUGAGCAGGUGGAGGAGGAGCCCAGGGCCUCCAUGUGUGCGAGACACUGCUGUAGUCUGCAUUGCUGAUGCAUCUCACAGAUGUUUCCAGAGCACCUACUGUGUGCCAGCAGAAGGCAAGGUCCAGGCCAGUUAGACUGCACAAGUAGAUCCACGUCUUCCCAGGAUUGGUUACCAUUAGGAAGAGAAUCAGCAGGUGACAAGAUGGAGUCACAUGGGGGACUUAAUUUAACCCGUACUCAGGGAGGGCUAUUCUGAGGAGACAUGUCAGCUGCAUCCUGAAGGAUGGCGAAGGAGCUGGCCCUGGAAGAGCGCCCCAGGCAGCUGGCACAGCAAGUGCAAAGGCCCAGAGACAGGAGUGACCCUAGUUGUGUCCACUGAGUGGAAAGAAGUGCGAGUGGCUGGAGUGUUGGAAUUCAAGGAUGUCGUGCAGACACUGCAAGACCUUGUAGGGGCAGUUAGAGUUUUAUUCAAAGAACAAUCAGCGGUUUUUAAGCAGGGGAGUGACUCAUGCCAGCUGUCAUGUGGAAAGGAUUAGAGGGGCAGUAGGGAAAAGCUGAUGUCCCAGAAUGCCCAGCUCCUUUGCAAACACAGUUCCCAGUAUGCUUCCAUGGGCCCCUUCUUUGACUCAUUUGCUCGAGAGGAACCGCUGUUUUUGGCUGGCCAAGGGAGACCUGCCACCGUGUUGUACUUGGGUUUGGCAUGGUCCCAGUGUGAGCAGAAGGGUCAGUGUCUGAUGGGUUCUUGCAUGGACUACACUGGAUCUCCCUCCUUAUUUCCCCCAAACAGACACACCACCUUAAUUAAUGUCUGGUGUCAGGGAGGGGUUGGUCGUGGGGUGCCAUUUCUCCGUGACCCCUGACCCCCACUGGCCCUGGGCUAGGGUCAUGCAUGCCUUGCAACCUGGAGACAGGGCCCUCUCUGGAUGGGCCCUUUCCCUCGCUAACGUCUCCCCUUUAGACAGUUACUAGUUGUGGGAUCUGUCCUCUCCCUGCCAGCUGCAGCUGCCCCUCUGAGCCCUGACCCUGGCAGAGGGCCACAGGGGGAGAGAGCCUCUCUCUUUGGGUCCUUAUUCCUCACAUUGCCUGGCAGAACACACUAAAGACCAAACGUAUGAGUGAGUUUCUGGUGGUUCCCACCAAACGUUGCCUGCCCUCAGCCCCUACUCUCCUUCCCGGUGCCACAGAGUUUGCCCUCACCGCAUGGCUCUCUUGAGGCUAUGCCCAGGGCACCCAUCCUGAGUUCCUUCACUCAGCAAAUCCAUGCCCACCAUGGGGAGGAAAAUGGAGCUUGGGCCAGCUGGUGGAGUGAGUGGCAGCAGGACUCGGGAGACCCAGCAACUGCCUUCUGCACAAACAGGGUAAGUACCUGAGGCAGAAGGCGGCAGGUUUUUGCUGUGGACACUAGGUCGGAGACAGGGUGGGAAUCUAGGGUAGGAAUCUGGCUCUGUCACCAACUAUGGAGUGCCUUUAGGCAAGUCUGCUUCUCUGAGCCCAGGGUCCUCUUUGGAAAAUUGGGGAGGACCCAGCACCUGACAUAUAUGUUGCCUGACUUGGAGAAUACUUGGGGCGCUUGGCUGUGUAGCUCCCAGCCGAGGACGUAAGUUACUUUGGCCCUAGCUGACUCGGUGAAGGAAGCCUUGCCAUCCAUCCCCAGUCUAAGGCUGAGCGUGGUGGACUCGAGUGCUUAACAGGUGAUGGGCGCCCAGGACUGUGGGGCGGGCGUGCAUGCAGACAAGCGUUGUGCCCUCUGGUCGCAGGGCUCAAAUGAGUCCUCUUGGGGAAGGCAAGAGGUUCCCGCGCGCCCAGGGAGGCCCUGGGGCAAGGCCUGCGACUAGGUCCAGCCGGGGGCAACGUGAUCGUUGGGAAUCCCGCGGGCCGCACGCCUGAAGCCCCAGAAGUCGAGGAGGGCUGGCGCGUUGCAUCCUGGGCGUUGUGGUUCUCGAGGGCCAUGGGCGGGGCCGCCGCCCGGGGUGCGCGGCUAUUGGGUGCUGGAUGGGGCGCGUGCGGCUUCUGCCUUUGCACACGCCCUUUGCGCCUCUCAACGAGGCAUUGGAGCGCCGCGAUGGACUCCGCCCCGAUGCGGGCCAGCGAUUGGCGGGUGGGUAGGGCCCAGAGGCGCAGCUGCCCGCGUAUUGGCUGGGCGCAGCAGGGUCGGGCCCGCGCACGCACUUAGGGGGAGGUGCUGGGACCGCGGGGGCAGUGCCAAGAUGUCGGCAGCGGUCCCGGAGCUGAAGCAGAUCAGCCGGGUGGAGGCGAUGCGCCUGGGGCCGGGUUGGAGCCACUCGUGCCACGCCAUGUUGUACGCCGCCAACCCCGGGCAGCUCUUCGGCCGCAUCCCCAUGCGCUUCUCUGUGCUGAUGCAGAUGCGCUUCGACGGGCUGCUGGGCUUCCCCGGGGGCUUUGUGGACCGGCGCUUCUGGUCGCUGGAGGACGGACUGAACCGGGUGCUUGGCCUGGGCCUGGGCUGCCUUCGCCUCACCGAGGCCGACUACCUGAGCUCGCACCUGACCGAGGGCCCGCACCGCGUCGUGGCGCACCUGUACGCGCGGCAGCUGACGCUGGAGCAGCUGCACGCCGUGGAGAUUAGCGCGGUGCACUCGCGCGACCAUGGCCUGGAGGUGCUGGGGCUCGUGCGGGUCCCGCUGUACACCCAGAAGGACCGAGUUGGUGGCUUUCCCAACUUCCUGAGCAAUGCCUUCAUCAGCACGGCUAAGUACCAGCUCCUCUUCGCCCUCAAGGUGCUCAACAUGAUGCCAGAGGAGAAGCUGGCUGAGGCUGUGGCUGCAGCCACGGAGAAGCAGAAGAAGGCCCUGGAGAAGCUGCUCCCAUCUUCUUCCUGAGGUUGCUGUGCUGCCUGUCUGUCGCCCUCCCCUGGCUCCGUCUGGGCCCAUGGGCUGAGACUGGGCCCUGAAUUCCUGUGGGAAUGUCUCUUCUCGAGUGUGUCUGUGGUUUGUACCCCUUUCUGCCUGGGGCACGUGGGCAUCUCAUCAUCUCCACUGCUCCGAGCAGUCACAGGGCCAGCUGGGACCUCAGGUUGGUCAGUGGGUGGCCUGGGGGUGCUGGGCCUGGCUCUCUUAAGCUCAGGACAUUUUCACCCACCUCUGCAAGUCUCAUGGGCUCCCGGAGGCCCAGGUACCCCCUGAUUUUCCAAGUGGGUAGGUGCACACGCAGUGAGAAGGCGGUUUGAUCUUGUGGAGGACGCCUAUUACCUGGGCUGACGCCUGCGUCCUGCCCCAGCCCCAUCCUAGUGUGGGUAAGAGGCUGUAUUGUUCACUUUGGCUGCUGUUAGCUUGACUUCAUUAGAUUUCCUUUCCUGUGGUAUGUGAGCUGGGGAGGCUUCAGAGCAGCUUUCCCCCACUGGGGCUUGAUGCCCGAGGAUACUCAGGGCCAUGGGCCCAGCUGUAGGUGGAGUUGUUGGAGAGGGACAGUUAAGUGGCUCCUUUGCUUUUUUUGGUUCCAACUGCAGGCCCAGGGCUGGGCCUCUUACCACUACCUGAGGCCUUAAGGACAGGGCCAGGUCCCAAGUAUGCUGGGCACUGUUUAGAGUGGAGCUGCCUCAGUCCACGUGCCUCCCAUGGGGGUGCUGCCCACCUCCGUGUAUUUACUUGGGACCCUGCCAGCCUCCCACCUCCCUGGGCCAUCAGCUUGGUCUGGGGCCUGUGCUCAGGCCGUCCCCGUUCGUGGUCCCUGUGGCUCUGGCUGUAGCUGGUCUGAGCCUGCUGCUCUCUCCUGUGCUUUGAAAGCCUCCUUUUCUCCAUUCCCAGUACGGUCUGCAGGCAGCUCCCCGGAAUGGUCUGGAAACACCGGCCAAGUGUGCAGAAACAACAAUAGAGCCACCACAGGCAGGAAGGUCACCACUGGCGGUCUGUGGCCCUGUGUCUGGCAAGACUCCUCAGUGAAGCUACUGGAAAGUUUCCACAGUGCCUGCCCGGCCUGGGGAGGAAAGCAGUGCUCCCAGCCCAGGCUGGCGUCUGGUCUACCUUAGAGCCUUGAUGAAGCAGCCACACUGGGCAUAGGCACUUCGCUGUAAAUAAAAGACCUGUACCUUG
Messenger RNA from Rhinolophus ferrumequinum (greater horseshoe bat), 4204 nucleotides. It is a transcript of the gene NUDT16L1, whose product is annotated as nudix hydrolase 16 like 1. The transcript has 3 exons. Gene Ontology annotation, molecular function: snoRNA binding. Gene Ontology annotation, cellular component: nucleus. Lineage: Eukaryota; Metazoa; Chordata; Mammalia; Chiroptera; Rhinolophidae. Bases 2363 to 2995 code for a protein of 210 amino acids. The record is from RefSeq and is a predicted model, not a curated record.